UGAAGGACAUUGAAACCAUGCACAAUGCUGUAUAAAAAAACAUGCGACAGAGCUAAACAAAGCAAUGUCAUACCGUGCGUUAAUUGUUAACAUAUUCUAAUUUGUAGGUUAUGGAAUACGUUAGAACAAACACGGUCAAGUGCAACACGAUGUUAUUUCGCACAGUCGAACAUUCAUGUGCGUUCAAACAAUGCGCAUUAAAAGGAGCGGUUCUACUAUUAAUACAAUGUAUACAUGAAAUUUAAGUAGUCAACGUCGUUUCUUGAAUAACUAAGGCUGAUGGAUGAUAUCAGGACUAAAAAAGGCGAACGUUUAAAUAUGUGCGAUAUAUGUGGCACAUAUAGUGAUGAGACUUUUUACUGUGUGGAAUGCUCCCAGCCGCUGUGCAAGAAUUGCGUGCCGCUUCAUAAUAAUUUUAGACUCUUAAAAGGCCAUAACAUUAACAUUAAAGCGGUUAGAUGUGAGGAUACGGUUAAGCAUGAUUACGUAAAUAUCUUAGCAUCGAAUAACCGCAAAACUUCGGAUAACGUUACGCCUGUUGUCGUUCACACGGACAAAGAAGCGAGUAUUUACACUGGCUAUGAUGAUGUUGCGAACAGGUCGGAGAAAACAGUUGUCAAUUAUGUCGACGUUACAGCCAAUAUUGUUCUCAAAAGCACUGAACGAGCAGCUCCAGACAACUUCAAUCAGGCCGACUGGACGGAUGGUUGCUGGAAAUCUUUGUUUGUCGAUACUCAUCACAGCGUUCUCGAUAAUAACGACGUAAAAAAAUCACCGUCUCUUAGUUUCAUGCCAAAAAAUCUUGACGCGUUAAAGCGUCCUUCCUUUAGCAGUGCGCCCGAUAUAUCUGCUUGCGGUCGAACGGAUAUGCCUCCGCCCAAAGUAUGCAGAGACUCAUAUGAGGAUACAAGUGAUGUGGUCUAUAUUUACUCUUCUUUUAAUGAAGUAAGUGACCUUGCAAAAGAAGAACAAAUGAAAUCUUUCAAAGUCAACGGCAAGAUUUCCGCAUGUACUGAUGUCAGAGGGGACUUGCUUGACUUGCCAAGGAAACAUGGUAGUUGUGGAGACGUUAAUGUGACAAAUUUUCACACUUAUGUUAAUGAUCCAAAUCACCCCAUCUGUAGGUUAAUAAGAAAAUUGCCUGAACUUCCAAAUACCGGAUCUUCUAAGUUUAGUUAUAUCUCUGGUUAUGUUAACGAGCCAAAUACAAGUUUAAGUAAGAAAGGUGCAGAAAUAAAUCGUCGCAGACAGUUGUCGGAACCAUCAUUAAACGAAACCACACAUUUUAACCAUGCAAAUGUUCAUGUUAACGUAACCAAUAGUGCGAAAACUGAAUCCGUCACCACGAAAAGCACUCCGGGAAUUCGACCACCCGACUUAACAGAUAUUGGAAUAUCACCUAGACGUAUGCACCAGAACAAAAGAGGCGAGGCACGAACUCCAGAAGAACCACGUAAAUUACAAAUGGUUUCAGGUGAUCACUUCCAUGUCCAAAUUGAGAACACUCCUCUCGCAUCAAAAAGCAAAAUAGUGGGAGAACGGAUGUUGGUGGUGGAAGAAGGACAGAUGAGAAUACUGGACAAAGAUACAAAAUUGUGUAUAGCGACAUUCCUUUUACCUUGGAUACGAAAAUUUAGUUGUCAUGGUGAUAACUUAAGCGUUAAAGUGGGAAAGAAAAGCGCAUUUGGAAAAGGAAUCAUUCAAAUUCGAAAUCAUCCCUACGUCAUUGAGGAAAUAUUAGGAUUAGUUCGUGGUUAUUGCAAACAUAAAUAUUCCUUAUCCUAAGCCUGACGUAUCUAAAAAAUGAUAUGAUGUGACGAAAGUACGCGUUCAAUUCGUGGUUCAAUUUGCAAUGGAAUUGUAUUUAAUUAAUCUUUGUCGUUCUUAUGACUAAGUGACAACCCUUUCUACGGUUAUCCUGCAAUGGACAUGUUCAAUAUAUUGUUUAACUCUAUAAUCAUGUAUUGACGGAUGAAUGUAUCUAGUGUUUUCAAUGUUCGACUGAACUGAUUUUCUGUAACAUACUUAUAUGACCUAUAAAUUAAACUUACCAAAAGAUUAAAAUUAAAUUUACAAAAAUAUAACAUUUCCUGUAUAUAUACAUGUAUAACAAGUAACUUGAUAGCUGUUACUAUAUUAACGGUGGGCAUUGGCGGACUAAACGUUUGUCAAGGAAACCAAUGGUCCUAUUCAAGUAUGAAGUAGCUGAUAUUGUUACAAUAAUGUAAAGACUAGCCGAACAGCAUGGGUAGUUUUGAUAAUGUUAUUGUUUUGUUUCGUUGAAUACACAGCGAGUGUCUUGGUUUCGGUUAUUUAUUUUUUGUCCGUUAAAUGUAUCGCUUGAUCUCGUAGUACAGCAUGCGCAGAUGGAAAACUGUUAAAGCUUUAAUAACAAAUAAACCAUUGUAUUUCGUGUCGAUGCUUUGUUUUUUGUUUGACGCAUUUUAGGUUUAGGUUUUAAUGUUUGUCGGAAGCAUUAUAAUGUAAAAAAGUUCUCGGAGGUGAAUUAAAUUUUGAGAUAACAUG
Dreissena polymorpha is the source of this 2526-nucleotide messenger RNA. RefSeq lists its product as uncharacterized. The transcript has 3 exons. Gene Ontology annotation, molecular function: zinc ion binding. The record is from RefSeq and is a predicted model, not a curated record. The coding region runs from base 280 to 1785 and encodes 501 amino acids. NCBI's taxonomy places the organism in Eukaryota, Metazoa, Mollusca, Bivalvia, Myida, Dreissenidae.